Molecule: messenger RNA, 1106 nt
Organism: Cydia strobilella
Lineage: Eukaryota; Metazoa; Arthropoda; Insecta; Lepidoptera; Tortricidae
Product: 3-oxoacyl-[acyl-carrier-protein] reductase FabG-like
Exons: 1
Coding region: 1-768 (255 amino acids)
Molecular function (GO): oxidoreductase activity
Source: RefSeq, a predicted model, not a curated record
AUGAGUUUCUCCGGUAAAGUUGUUCUCGUCACGGGUGCGAGCUCCGGUAUAGGAGCAGCCACCGCCAUCUUGUUUUCUAAAGAAGGUGCCAGCGUCGCGAUUGUUGGUAGAAAUGAAAAUAAACUCAGCAACGUUGCGCAGAAGUGCGCGCAAGCAGGAGCACAACCUCUCGUCAUCAGAGCAGACGUUGCCAAUGAAAAAGAAACCAGCACAAUUAUCAAGAAAACAGUAGAUCAUUUCGGAAAACUUGAUGUUCUAGUGAACAACGCUGGAAUGGUAAGGAAAGCUUCUGUCGCUGAUCCUAAUGUUUUGAAAGUAUUCGAUGAAGUCAUGAAUACAAAUCUGCGCUCCAUCGUUCAGCUGACCAGUCUCGCGGCACCGUUUUUACAAGCGACUAAGGGGAAUAUAGUAAACGUGUCGAGUGUAGCAUCAACGAAAAUUAUUGGUGAGAAUUUUAUGUCGUACUGUGUGUCAAAGGCAGGCGUGGAUCACUUUACUCGCUGCGCUGCCUUGGACCUGGCGGCUUCUGGCGUGAGAGUUAACAGCGUCAAUCCUGGGCCGGUCAGGACUGACCUGACUGAGAAUGCUGGAUUGGCGUCCCCUGGAGCUGGCAAUGUUACGUGGGAAUAUGCAAAGAGGGUAACAGCUUUGAACAGGGUUGGAGAACCAGAGGAAAUCGCUGAUGUUAUCGCGUUUCUGGCCAGCGAUAAAGCGAGGAGCAUCACCGGUUCCGUCUACGUCUCUGACAAUGGUCAAUUGUUGAAGUGAAGAAGUAAAUUCAUACUGGCUAAGCAAAAAUGCAAGACUUAGGCAACCGUGCACACGCACACACAUCGUAUACAUACACACGAACAUUCAGAAGACUUAGGUAGAGGGUAAUUUUAAUUAAAUAAUUUGAUUGUUAAAUUGUAUUUAAGCUUUUCCUUCUUUUUUAACAUUGUAUCCAUUUAUAACCCAUUUACUGAGUCCUAGUCCAUCCACUGGGCUUUACUGAAAAUCAGCGUCGCGGAGUGUGCCAUGUGGCUCAUACCGUGACACCAAGCUGAGUAAGGACCAGAUUCAGAUUCAGAUUCAGAUUUUUUAUUUAUAAACAUACAUUAAAUACA